CAUAUGACACUGUCACUUUGAAAUUAAGAACACAACAACUUCAGACGUAAAAAUAUCUCAAAAUUCCCGUAGAUGACUUCACAUAACUUCAAUAUCUGAGCAUGGCUGCAUAUCAAAGACUUCCUUUCAGAAUUGUAGAGGAACUGAACGACCUAGCGAACAGAAUACGACUCCAUGUGGUCUCAGCAACCAGUAGAGCCAAAGGGGGCCAUCCUACAUCAUGUUCCUCAAUAGCAGAAAUAUUAGCAGUGUUAUUCUUUCAAAUCAUGAGAUACAAAGUGUCAAUCCUCAAAGAUCCUUGCAGCGACCGACUAGUUCUUUCCAAGGGACAUGCUGCUCCAGCCCUCUACGCAAUAUGGGCAGAAGUUGGUCUAUUUCCAACAACAGAACUGAUGAAUUUUCGUAAAUUUGGUUCACGUUUCGAAGGCCAUCCCACUCCAAAACUAGAUUUCAUCGAUGUGGCCACCGGAUCUCUCGGACAUGGACUUUCUUAUGCAGCAGGGAUGGCCUAUAUAGGUAAAUACCUGGAUAAAGCAGCAUUCAGGGUGUAUUGUAUAGUAGGGGAUGGUGAGACCGCUGAAGGAUGCUUCUGGGAGUCUGUUAAUUUCUGCAGCUACUACGAACUAGACAACCUCUGUCUUAUGGUUGAUGUCAACAGACUAGGUAGAUCGGAUCAAACAGCCUUCGGGUAUGAUUGUGAUGUCUACCGUAGGAGGUUCGACGCUUUUGGUUGGUAUCCUAUAGUGGUAGAUGGACACAAUGUAGACGAACUUUGCAAGAGUUUUCACAACGCUAGCCUAACCAAAGGAAAACCUACAGUCCUAAUCGCUAAAACAGUAAAAGGAAAACAUUUUCCAGAAAUAGAAAACGAAAACCAUUGGCAUGGAAAACACCUGGGUGAGAGAACAGACUCUGUAAUGAAAUCCUUGAAAAGAAUGAUCAGAAAUACGACAGUAAUGAAACUGAGUCAUCAAAAGCCCGUCAAAGACGCUGUACCUAAAGUUCAACUCACUGACAUCAAACUGGCUUCGGCGCCACUGUACAAAUUCGGGGAUAAGAUCAACACUAGGUCGGCUUUCGCAUCCGCAUUGGUCAAACUGGGCCAAAUGAAUCCUAGAAUUCUUGUGUUGGAUACAGACUGUCAGAACGUUUCAUACACCCAGGACUUCAAGAUAUUUGAUCCUUCAAGAUUCAUCCAAUGUUUUUCGGCAGAACAGAACAUGAUUGGUGUCGCUGUGGGUCUUGCUUCCAGAGGGCGCUCAAUCGUUUUCUGCGUUAGCUACGCCGCUGCUCUCACUAAGGCCUACGAUUGCAUUAGAAUGGCUGCUAUUUCUCGUAGUCACAUCAACAUAGCUGGAAUCCACGCAGGUGUCAGCGCUGGAGAAGAUGGACCCUGUGUGGCUGGUCUCGAAGAUUUGGCUCUCUUCAGGACAAUUCCGAAUUGUGUUAUAUUUUACCCCAGUGACGCUAUAGCUAUGGAGAAGGCUGUGGAAUUAGCAGCUAACUAUCACGGUCUAACCUACAUUAGGGUGACAAGACCAGCAGUACCAGUUAUUUACUCCUCAAGAACUUUAUUCGAGAUUGGAAAAGCGAACUUGGUCAGAGAGAACAUCAAAGAUAAAGUAUUAGUUAUAACAGCUGGAGUGACCUUACAAACUGUUAUUGAAGCUUACGAAGAUUUGUUGAAAAUUAACGUCUUCCUCAGAGUAAUGGAUCCUUUUACGGUGAAACCACUGGAUAAAGCCAGUAUCAUCAAGCAUGCGAAAGAGUGUAAUAAUAGAAUAUUGGUAGUUGAGGACCACUACUCUGAAGGAGGGUUGGGGGAAGCUGUUAAAUCUGCUGUUGCUGCAGAAGAAGAUAUUGCAGUCAAGCAUAUCUGCAUAAAUUCUAUUCCUGGUUCUGGUGCAAUGUGUGAUCUCUUGGAACAUUAUGGUUUCACUUGUGAAGGUAUCAAAAAUGGCAUCGGGGAUUUACUUUGUAUUUGUGAUCCAUGUUACUGAUAUUGUUUGAUAUUGAUUAAAAAUUUUGCAAUUGUAAAA
Molecule: messenger RNA, 2039 nt
Organism: Harmonia axyridis
Lineage: Eukaryota; Metazoa; Arthropoda; Insecta; Coleoptera; Coccinellidae
Product: transketolase-like protein 2
Exons: 1
Coding region: 102-2000 (632 amino acids)
Molecular function (GO): thiamine pyrophosphate binding; transketolase activity
Source: RefSeq, a predicted model, not a curated record